Molecule: messenger RNA, 1231 nt
Organism: Rattus rattus (black rat)
Lineage: Eukaryota; Metazoa; Chordata; Mammalia; Rodentia; Muridae
Gene: Ogn
Product: osteoglycin
Exons: 7
Coding region: 103-999 (298 amino acids)
Molecular function (GO): protein binding
Source: RefSeq, a predicted model, not a curated record
UGCUUCCAUGGCCUACAUUCUUUCUUCCAGGGAAAAAAGAGGUUUGUUCCACAGUCAUCAGGUCAGUAUUUCCCAACUUCUAGUCACCUUGUGUUUGCUGCAAUGAAGACUGUGCAUCCUACACUUCUCCUGCUAUUGUUCGUGCCUCUGACACAGCAAACACCACAAACUCAGCUGGACUCACACGUUAACUCUAAGUAUGGAACAGACAAUUCUGAAGAAACCAAAUUUAUCCAGGAUUAUGAAGAUAAAUACCUGGAUGGGAAAAAUAUUAAGGAAAAAGAAACUAUGAUAAUUCCUGAUGAGAAAAGUCUUCAGUUACAAAAAGAUGAAGUCAUACCAUCAGUGCCCACCAAGAAAGAAAAUGAUGAAAUGCCCACAUGCCUGUUGUGUGUCUGUUUAAGUGGCUCUGUCUACUGUGAAGAAGUUGACAUUGAUGCUGUACCACCACUGCCAAAAGAAUCAGCUUAUCUUUAUGCACGAUUCAACAAAAUUAAAAAGCUGACUGCCAAGGAUUUUGCAGACAUGCCUAACUUAAGAAGACUUGAUUUUACGGGAAAUUUGAUAGAAGACAUAGAAGAUGGUACUUUUUCAAAACUUUCUCUGUUAGAAGAACUUACACUUGCUGAAAACCAACUACUAAGACUCCCAGUUCUUCCUCCGAAGCUUACUUUACUCAAUGCCAAAUACAACAAAAUCAAGAGUAAAGGAAUUAAAGCAAACACAUUCAAAAAACUGAAUAAACUCUCUUUUCUCUAUUUGGACCAUAAUGAUCUGGAAUCUGUGCCUCCUAAUUUACCAGAAAGUCUACGUGUAAUUCACCUUCAGUUUAACAGCAUAUCUUCAAUUACAGAUGAUACAUUCUGCAAGGCUAAUGACACUCGGUACAUUCGGGAGCGUAUCGAAGAGAUCCGCCUGGAGGGCAAUCCGAUUGCUCUGGGAAAGCAUCCAAACAGUUUUAUCUGCUUAAAAAGAUUACCCACAGGGUCAUACUUUUAACCUUCAUCAGUGCAUUUAUAAUCUGAGGCCUCAUUUUCUCUGACUGAACGCUCACCAAGAGCACUGAACACAGUUCUACUUUUAUGAUACUUAAUAGCAUAUUUCAGCUAAAUAUACAAUAAACACUGUAAAAUCUAUCCAAAUAGAAGGGUUCUGUUUAUAUGGAAAAAACAAAUUAGUAUAGUCUUGAAUAAGUCAACAGAAAUAAAGUGACAAGUUUGAGAAUGGUCAA